This is a messenger RNA of Aspergillus wentii DTO 134E9, 1399 nucleotides long. RefSeq lists its product as uncharacterized. The transcript has 4 exons. The record is from RefSeq and is a predicted model, not a curated record. Lineage: Eukaryota; Fungi; Ascomycota; Eurotiomycetes; Eurotiales; Aspergillaceae. Bases 310 to 1047 code for a protein of 245 amino acids.
GUCUUGGUGUUUGGGUUAGUCCCUAAAGCAAUAAUUCUCGCAGCGUUGCCGGCGGGGUUCUUUUUAACAUUCAUACAGUUGACGAAAACAGUUAUAGCCAUUCCGUUUAUAUCAAUACCAAGCCAUGCUAUCGCUGCGAUAUUGUUUGCUCAAGUGGCGGAGAAUCAAGGGUUGCAUAUAUGUUCACUUGGAAUCGCGGCAGGCGCUGGAGCCGUGUUUGCAGCAGCUCGAAUCGCCUGUCUCCUGCCUCCAAGUAUUCUAUCGUUGCUCCUUAUUGCGAAACCGGCAAAGGACAUUUUCUUGCAGAUAAUGAAAGAUGGGAGCUUUCCAAGUACAGUACCCCCUCAAAAAAACUUGGCAUCGAGACUAUAUGGGAAAAUCCCCAAACGGAUGGAGAACAUCAUCUUUGGGCCAGCGUACAACGUGGAGCCGGAAGAUAUAGAAUUAGCCCUUCAACAUGAAAUGGACGAGCUCAGCAUGCACCUGGACAUGGAACCAGUUUGGUUUUCUCGACCUCUAGGCCUCGACCAAGGAAAGCAUUACGUCUUGGUAGUAAAUAACCAAAAAUAUGAGCUCCGAAAUCGACAACACGUUCGAUAUAAUACAGAUCCCAUCAAUUUUGAGGAUUGCUCUGAAGAGGAAUUGCCAGUUGGCCAGUCCUAUGGACAUACGUGGCGGCUUCGGAAUACCAGAACUGAUGCAGAUACUGGUCUGUUCGAUGUUCUGCUGAUAGGAUGGACGAACGCCACACACGAAGAGAUUGAUCGAUUUUGCAAAGAGCUAAUUGAAGGAUGGAAAUAUCGCUUGGUCCUGAGAACAAAGAAAGGAGGCAAUUGCCAGCACUUUAUCCAAGCCAUUGCUAAUUCCAUAAUUCCGACAGAGUGUCGAGCUCUAGCUUGGUCAUGGUUUCAGCAUGGCUCCUACGGCCCAUUGCAGAAGGCUCAAUAUGAUAAAAUGCGAGAAGAUAUCCUGGAAUCUGGCAAGCGAUUCAUUCAGCUGCGAUCGAUUCUAGCCGUCAACCCGUUGCCGCUGGUUGGAGCUAUGUAAUGGUACUCGGUGGGAUAAUGUUCCUAUUGUGAUGGGAUGAAUUCAGAUUAUGAGCAAUCUCGCGGAAAAGCAGUAAAUUUGUGAAUUCCGGUCUUCAAUUCACCGUUUAAUUUAACGCCUUGUGUAGAUCACAGAGAGACAGAAGGCAAGACUACGUGACGUCAAGAUCUAUCUAAUUAGACCUUACGACUUGUCCAAGUUUGCACCGAGAUCUGGGACGAAUUUAAUCUACUGGAGGAGUGAGUGUUUGCAGUAAGAGGUAUCCGCAUUGCAGUAACGUAAACGAUGAACGUUGAAAGCCAAGCCCCAUGUAGAGAAAUUAAUCGAGAACUUCCUUAAAAAUGAAAUUAUC